This is a messenger RNA of Phoenix dactylifera (date palm), 1633 nucleotides long. Lineage: Eukaryota; Viridiplantae; Streptophyta; Magnoliopsida; Arecales; Arecaceae. The record is from RefSeq and is a predicted model, not a curated record.
CAUCUAUAAUGUUAAGGCUGACCGCCGAAGAUCGGGGGACUCCGUCCGUUUUUCAAGCUUCGAGGGAGGCCUCCGUCGAGAGCGCAACGAAAGCCGAGCGCCGGUCGGAGAUGGACCGCCGGGGGAAACCCUAGAUUUUCUCCGGCGGUGGGUUCGGCUUUUAAGGCUCUGGUUCCAGGGCGUUCGAGAUGGAGAUCCUCAACAAGCUCAAGAACCUCGAUGCCUAUCCCAAGAUCAACGAGGAUUUCUACAGCCGCACGCUCUCGGGAGGACUCAUCACCAUCAUCUCCUCCAUCAUUAUGCUCCUCCUGUUCAUCUCCGAGGCCAGACUAUAUAUUUAUUCGGAAACUGAGACUAAGCUGAUAGUAGAUACUUCAAGAGGAGAAAGACUACGAAUCAAUUUUGAUAUCACUUUUCCAUCCCUUAGUUGUUCGCUUGUUAGUGUGGAUACCAUGGACAUAAGCGGGGAGCAGCAUUACGAUAUAAGGCAUGACAUAAUAAAGAAAAGACUAGAUCAUUCUGGUAAUGUUAUUGAAUCAAGACAAGAUGGUAUUGGUGCAACCAAGAUUGAAAGGCCGUUACAAAGGCAUGGAGGAAGGCUUGAGCAUAAUGAGACUUAUUGUGGUUCUUGCUAUGGUGCAGAAGUGUCAGAUGACGAUUGCUGUAACUCAUGCGAAGAAGUUCGUGAAGCAUAUCAGAAGAAAGGAUGGGCCCUAACGAAUCCAGAUCUGAUUGACCAGUGCACAAGAGAAGGCUUCAUCGAAAGGAUUAAGGAAGAAGAAGGGGAAGGAUGCAACAUUCAUGGGUUCUUGGAUGUUAAUAAAGUAGCUGGAAAUUUUCACUUUGUUCCUGGAAAAAGCUUCCACAAAUCUAACAUUCAUGUGCAUGACCUAUUGACCUUCCAAGCUGAAAGUUAUGACAUAAGCCACAAAAUAAAUAAGCUAUCCUUUGGGAAAGAGUUUCCAGGUGUUAUAAAUCCACUUGAUGGUGCACAAUGGACACGACAAGCCUCAUCCGGGAUGUACCAAUAUUUCAUCAAAGUUGUUCCCACAAUUUACACUGACAUAAGAGGACGCAAAAUUCACUCGAACCAGUUCUCAGUAACAGAACACUUCAAAGAUGGCAAUGUUUAUCCCAAGCCUCCUCCUGGGGUAUUCUUCUUUUAUGACUUUUCACCAAUUAAGGUGAUCUUUACAGAAGAAAAUAAAUCUCUGCUGCACUUCUUGACAAACCUAUGCGCUAUAGUUGGAGGUGUCUUCACAGUUUCUGGAAUAAUUGAUGCAUUCAUUUAUCAUGGCCAAAGAGCAAUUAAGAAGAAGAUGGAGCUUGGAAAGUACAGGUGAUUGCUUAUAUUCGAGGAAGUGGUCUCCUAGUUUUCCACUUCUGGGGCCUAUUGAAAGAUAUGAUUUGGUAGACUGACCGUGCUGGACAAGAUGUUGAUGCUGCUGAUGGGGCCUGCUGAAAUUAUGACUAUUUGGGCUCAAUGCUGCUCGUAUGUUACGUGUAACAUGAAAAACUCUCUAUCUUUUGCCUCUCUUUGUAAAUGUUAUUUGUGUGUUUAUUUCUAGUAUCUAUUUUAUUACUUGAAUAUAUGUUGUUUUAUACUAUCGGCAGUGGUUCUUAGGGUUUUGAU